UUAUCUAAACCACUUCUCUAUUGCCUGCAAACACUGGUUCCGUUCCCCCUCCGCCGAUCCGUCAAUGGUGCUGCUGCUAACGAAAACGUUACGUUUUCUGCAAAUUUGCAGAUUAAACGCAAAAUGUCCAGCAACAAGCCGGGCCCCACCACUCUGGGGGGCCACACAGCGGCUGUACGCAUCCAGCCCCAUCGACAUGAGCUUUGAGCUGUUUGAGGGUCAAACCAGUGACCCCAGCCAGGCACCGCUCAUCACGAUGCACGGCCUGUUCGGCUCCAAGCAGAAUUGGCGCGGCAUCAGCAAAGCCCUGGUCCAGCGCACCAACAGGAAGAUCUACACGGUGGAUGCACGGAAUCAUGGCGAGAGUCCUCAUACCAGCAGCCACAACUCGCCGGACAUGUCGGGCGAUGUGCGCCGCUUCCUGGAGACACGAGCCCAUCCAAGGGCCUGCCUGAUGGGCCACAGCAUGGGCGGUCGCACAAUGAUGUACUUUGCCCACAAGUAUCCCGAAAUGACGGAACGUCUGAUUGUCGUCGACAUCUCGCCAAUUAGCGUGCCGCGCACCACUGGCGAAAUGCAGCGCAUAUUCGAUGCCAUGGUUAAUAUCUCCCUGCCGCCGGAACUGCCCCUGUCCGAGGGCCGCAAGCUGGCCAAGCAGCAGCUGCUGGCGGCCACCGAUUCGAAUGAAACUGUCGAGUUUAUCAUGCUAAAUCUGAGAAAGGAUCCACAAACAGGAGCGUUCUCGUGGGCCUGCAAUGCGCAGCUGCUGCGCGAAUUUCUGCCCCGCUUCCACGACUAUCGCUCGCACUUUGCGUCACUGCCACCGUACAAGGGUCCAACCACCUUCAUUUGCGGCACUCGGUCGCCAUACAUGAAACGCGAGGACUGGCCACAGGUUCUGGAAAUGUUUCCCAAUGCCGAAAUCCAUUGGCUGGAUGCUCACCAUCUCGUGCACUUUGAUCAGCCGCAGCAGUUCAUCUCAAUUGUUACAGAAUUUCUCAAUAGGCCAUUGAGUGCCUCGUGAGAUUGCUAGCCAGAGAUUCGAAUAGAAAAAGAGACAACCAAAGCACACG
Drosophila subobscura is the source of this 1073-nucleotide messenger RNA. RefSeq names its product protein ABHD11. Gene Ontology annotation, cellular component: mitochondrion. The transcript has 5 exons. The coding region runs from base 65 to 1024 and encodes 319 amino acids. Lineage: Eukaryota; Metazoa; Arthropoda; Insecta; Diptera; Drosophilidae. The record is from RefSeq and is a predicted model, not a curated record.